This is a messenger RNA of Sorex fumeus (smoky shrew), 527 nucleotides long. RefSeq names its product peptidyl-prolyl cis-trans isomerase A-like. Lineage: Eukaryota; Metazoa; Chordata; Mammalia; Eulipotyphla; Soricidae. The record is from RefSeq and is a predicted model, not a curated record. Gene Ontology annotation, molecular function: peptidyl-prolyl cis-trans isomerase activity. The transcript has a single exon. The coding region runs from base 1 to 495 and encodes 164 amino acids. Gene Ontology annotation, biological process: protein folding; protein peptidyl-prolyl isomerization.
AUGGUGAAUCCCACCGUAUUCUUUGACAUCGCGGUCGACGGCAAGCCUCUGGGUCGCAUCUCCUUUGAGCUGUUUGCAGACAAAGUUCCCAAGACAGCAGAAAAUUUUCGUGCACUGAGCACUGGGGAGAGAGGGUUUGGUUACAAAGGCUCCUGCUUUCACCGGAUCAUCCCAGGGUUCAUGUGUCAGGGUGGAGAUUUCACUUGCCAUAAUGGCACGGGUGGCAAGUCCAUCUAUGGGGAGAAAUUUAAUGAUGAAAAUUUCAUCCUGAAGCACACGGGACCCGGCAUCUUGUCCAUGGCAAAUGCUGGGCCCAACACCAAUGGAUCGCAGUUUUUCAUCUGCACCGCCAAGACGGAAUGGCUGGAUGGCAAGCACGUGGUCUUUGGCAAGGUGCGCGAUGGCAUGAAUAUCGUGGAGACCAUGGAGCGCUUCGGUUCAAAAAAUGGCAAAACCAGCAAGAAAGUGACAAUUUAUGACUGUGGACAGGUCUAAGAAUAUGACUUGUCCUCUGGCCACCAGGCCAC